Dicrocoelium dendriticum is the source of this 1554-nucleotide messenger RNA. The record is from the annotation of a GenBank genome assembly. Lineage: Eukaryota; Metazoa; Platyhelminthes; Trematoda; Plagiorchiida; Dicrocoeliidae.
AUGUCAGACGCUGGACGCAGUAGCGCCAGCGGACAUAACAUACAUAUCCUCGGGGAUGACAUCCGGCAGAUCAACUAUCCUCUUGGCGAUUAUACCCUGAACCAUCCUCGACCAGUUCAGAAGUUAUCGUGCGCUGAUUUAUCCACAAACCUGUUACAUACAACGAGCACGUCCUCCAGUUCACUCGACACAUCCGACAAAUUGUUCCCCGCUGGUUCGUCGGAAACGCUCAGCGCAGAUACUGACACCGUAGAGAAUGUAGCUGUGGAUGUUGAGGCACCUUCGGUAUUCACUGGGAUGAACGUUUUUGAAAAAUCCAGGAGACAAGAUUUACAGCAAUGUGUCAGUGAGCACAAGUAUUUGGGACUCAAACUCGGUGCAAUCUUUUACGGACUUAUACUGUGUAUCUUCGGGUUACUUCUCGGUAUCAACGUAUAUAUGGGGGCUCAGACUCAGAUAAUUCUCUUGGAGAUGCUGUUGAUCUACCUGCAUUCCGUCGCAAUUUUGUUUGUCCUUUCGCAUUUCGCUAUUCGAGACAGAAGAUAUCGGAAUUGCGCCGAUUUUACUCUUUAUAAUUCGUCUGCUCAAGACAAUCCGUGCAGAACUGGUGCAUGGUUUACUCGCCCACGACCUGGUUCUACGGGUCAGCCAAUAUAUAUAAAUCUUCGUCAACAAUCGUCAUGGUUCAAGUGGCUCUACCCAGUGCCAAACCCCAACAGUAGAAGCUUUGUCAGCACAAACAGUUUGCCAUUUUUCAUGGACAACACAUCCCGAAUCACACACUUCAAUAAAACUCUCUCUAGUACCCGUUGUAGCAAUACCACCACGCGGAUGGUCAAAGGGUUCAGGAUGUUACUAAUCAGUUUAGCAAUCUGUAUGCUGGUGCGGUCAACCAUCAUGCUUUGUACAACCCAAGGAAUGCGUCCAAAUUGGAAUGGAUCAGAUACACCUUGGACCACAUUGUUUCCGCCCGUCCAGAGCACCCAGAUCACCAAGGCACAACACGGUCUUGCUUUAGGAGGCACAUUGUGUCAAACACUGUUCGUCAUUUUUCUUAAUCAGGCGUUCUACUCACAGCGCUGGCUUUUUGCACUUGGUAUGGCCCACUUAUGGAGUGUGCACGUGAACAACUGGGUCUUCGAAUUAGUUACUUACCAUACGGAGAAGCGCCAAAUCUACUUAAACAACAGCAUACCAUCAAUCGGGUAUCCAGAAGCAACGUGGUCAGUGAUACUUGAAAAUGCAGAAGAAUGCCUUUCUCCUGUACCUGGUCAAUUUCAUAUGGUCAUGCUUUGUUACUUGUAUUCCAUCUGGCGAAAACACUGGCUCCGGAGACCAUCAAAGGAAGAUGUAGUAACCAACCAAGAAAACAAAGAACGUAACCGGACUGUGAAGUGGCGCGAGACAGACACUCCAAGGAAUGAUAUGCAACGCGAAACUGAAACCCAAGUCUCUUAUGUUACACCCGAUGUGCAAAAUGUGUUUCGUCAUGAUUUUUAUGAUGGAGUUUUAUUUGUGCCCACCCAGCUGCAGACCACAGACUCCUCAUUCUGA